CCUUAGACAAAGAUGAUCUAUUUCAGUGUCUGGACUGUAUAUCUGACUCAACUACACUGCAGUAUGGGGCAAUUUAACCUUUACCCCCGUCUCAUGAUGAGCUGGCACCGGAAGUAGGAAGUAACUAGCUAGGAAGUCUUCAAGAAAGCAUUGUUCCUAGCUAGCGCUCAAGCAAACUACGCGUCGGGUAUUUUUUAUUUAAAUACCUCAGCGGUCGAGAGCCCUCUAGGAAGACCAGUCUCCGUGCACCCAAUAAUUGAAGUAUUUUAGAAUCUUAUCUGAUCAACAUGAGUCUACAGUGGACGGCGGUGGCCACGUUCCUUUAUGCUGAGGUCUUCUUUGUGUUGCUUCUGUGUGUGCCCUUCAUCUCCCCCAAGAGAUGGAGUAAGAUCUUCAAAUCUCGUCUGGUUCAAACUAUUGCAUAUUAUGGAAACACCUCCUUCAUGGUAGCCAUUGCCAUUUUAGUCUUCUUACUAAUCGAUGCGUUCAGGGAGGUACGGAAGUACAGUGUGACUGAGAAGGUGGACCUGACCAACAACCCAGUGGCCGUAGAUCACAUUCACAUGAAGCUGUUCAGGGCCCAGAGGAAUGAGUACAUUGCUGGCUUCGCCCUGCUCCUAUGUGUGUUGCUGAGGCGGCUGGCCACCCUGCUCUCUCAGCAGGCCACUUUGAUGGCUUCCAACGAGGCCUUCAAGAAGCAAGCCGAGGGGGCCAGUGAUGCUGCCAAGAAGUACAUGCAGGAGAAUGAGGAACUGCAGGCGAAACUGAAGGAUGCCGGCGUCGCUGUCCCAGAGGUGGGCAAGAAGCCGUCUGGCGUUGGAGUACAGGAGGAGAACAAGACGUUGAAGGCAGAGGUUCGCUCUCUGAAGGAUGAGCUGGAAGCCACCAAGAAAGUCCUCCAGAAGUCUGACGGUGACGUGAAGGCAAUGAAGAAGCAGGCUGAGAACCUGACGGUGGAGUAUGACCGCCUGCUCAACGAACAUUCCAAGCUGCAGGCAAGCAGUGAUGCUCAAUCGCAGGACAAAAAGUCUAACUGAUCGGGAGAGGAGUGUUGACGUGUUCAUACAUCCACCGUCAAUAACAGCCACCCACCACCACUGCUUUGCACAGGAAGUCACUAGGUGCUGAAUGUGCAGACCUGCUGGAGGAGGAUUCGGUUUAUCUGCCUUUAAAGCCUCGCUACUCUGAUUUGUUGUGGAGCACAAUGGAUAGCAAUGUUUUUGUUUGGUUUGCCUCCGUUUGUGAAACCACCAUAUACUUUAUCUGUGUUAGCCAUUUUCAUUCCAUUUGAAAUUAAAUGAACGAAUUGCACAUCUGAACAGAUGAUCCUGUGCCUCUUUGAAUUUGAGAAGGCUAUGUCCCCCGUUGUAAGUCUGAUUUUAGUUGUUCAACCAAUGUAUCUAUUCUGAGGGGACCAGGUAAGAGUUGUUGAGGUGACAUUUAUUCAGAUGAUAUCUGAAAGAAAAUAUGGAGUUGGGAGUCACCUUUGGACUUACUGUAAGGUGUGGUUAAACAUCUUAUUCCAUGAGUGUCACUAUUUCUAUUUGUUAAUUCUUCAUUCUUGUAUUAAAUAUGAUCUGUUAGGAUGUGUUGCCUGUUACUCAUUAGGCCCAUGAGACAGACAGUACUGUCAUUAAGUGCGUUGUAUUGUAUUGGUGGGAAUCUGCAUAUGCUACUCUGAUAGAAAGCGCUUUCAUCUUUACUCCCAGGCCCAUUUCAUACCUUUGGCUGAACGAAUCUGGGAUUUAGCAUGUCUUGUGUUCUCUGAAGCCCUUAUCCUCUUGAUUUGUUAGAAAAUUAUAACUUGUUCCCUUUACCUCGUCUGACUGCACACUUCUGUAUCGGUGUGACCGACUUGCACCACUCAUGUCUGGUUUUAAAACACUGAGUCUGCAUAACCUGAUAUGAGACGCGCUCUACUGGAAUGUAGGGCUUCAUCAUGGCGUCCUUCCAUUUGAAGUCAGUUUGCCUCUAAUCUCAUUGGUUGAGAUGGCAUUUAAAAACACGGUUGGUUCAGUCUUUCAAAUGUUAUUAGACACAGAAGGUGAUAUUGUUUAUUAAACUUCUUUGCGAUCUCACACACUCUGCCUUUUUCUUUCCUGUUUUCCCACUUGCUGAUCAUGGAAUGGUCUACUUGGAGCGCUUCACCCACUGAGAAAUGGCCAUUACAUUUUAAUCGGAGGGAAAAUUAAUAAACUGCAUAACAAGCUUUCCCUGCCUCCUAGAUACAAUUUGAACAGUGAGGGCUGUAAAUAAAUCCCUCAUUAAGCAGCAACCUAAGAAUUGUGGAACUUGUCACUUAUUAAAUAAUCAACCGGCCUUUCACCAGGCGACAGUGGAAUAUAUAGCCUGGCAACUUCUGCUGAAAUGAGUGCUUUGGAUCAUCUGAGGAAUUACAUCAUGAAUUGUUGCACCUGGUAAAAAUAGGGUCACUGUCAUGGCCCCUCUGACCUUUAGGGCAGAUGGGAACCUGUCUAGUUUGUGAUAUUAACAUGCCUAAGAACAAGCAUGAGCACACUAUUCAUCCAUGUUUACAAGUAAUAUCAGUGUUUUUAGUUACCUUCAUCUAUAAUGCGUAAUUUACAAGGUUACCGAGCAGCCCUAGUAGUCGAGAGAGCGUUAUUUUGCUUUCAUCUAUUUUCUUAUGGGCGAGGGUUUUGUUUUGGUUUGUUGAACUAUUUACAGUAGGUUGUAGACGUCUGUAAGCCAUCUGAUUUUUACACGGCACAUGUUUUCCUCAUGACCAUAUUGUUAAUAGUUUGUUCCGUUUUUUCAGACACUGGUGAUAUUCCUUAGUCCAAGGGCUAUUGAAAUGUAUAUUCUCAACAGAAAAGAUGUCUUACAGGUUUUGCAGAUAUUGUCCAUCUUGCUGUACAGCCAUUGACGUUUGACGUUAUAUAUUUUUAUUCUAUUACACAUAAUUUGGUAGCCUUAAAUGGGAUGUAAUUUAACUAUGACUUAUUUUUGCAUGCUGACUUUCUCACAGGAAAACUGCAUUAAAUCAUAUGAUCUUCUACUGUCCUUUCAAGAAAUGUUGGUUAAUUAUGUCACAUCAAUGUUUUCCCCUUGUCUUGGAGGGAAGGAGUUUUAUGUUUCAUUAUAACUCAAUUUAUUUACCUUGAUUACAGCAUCUCUGUUUGCAGUCAACUACAUGUAUGAGCAUGGUAAAUGCUGUUGGUGUGUAAAGCAAAAUAAAGCUAUUUCUCAACAAUG
Molecule: messenger RNA, 3213 nt
Organism: Coregonus clupeaformis (lake whitefish)
Lineage: Eukaryota; Metazoa; Chordata; Actinopteri; Salmoniformes; Salmonidae
Gene: bcap31
Product: B cell receptor associated protein 31
Exons: 8
Coding region: 288-1037 (249 amino acids)
Biological process (GO): endoplasmic reticulum to Golgi vesicle-mediated transport; intracellular protein transport
Cellular component (GO): endoplasmic reticulum membrane; endoplasmic reticulum
Source: RefSeq, a predicted model, not a curated record